UUCCUUUUUCCUUUUUCCUUUUUCCCUUUUUGAUUAUGAUUAUGAUUAUGAUUUCCUUAUCUCUCUCUUUUUUACAUACAUACCUGUAACUAGUUAAUCCAAAUGUCGCCGUUUGGGUGUUGCGCUUUUACUUACGCUGUAACUGCUCGCCAUUCGACAAGUUAGAUGCACUGAGAAACAGGUUAUGGUUAUGGUUAUUGAUUAUAAUUAUAAUUAACAACCGAGCUGGCGUCAUCUCCUGGCGAUCUCCUGGCGGGAGCGGGAGGGAGUAGUAUCUGUGCCUGUAUCUGUGCCUGUAUCUGUACCUGUACCUGCAUCUGAACCUGAACCUGAACCUGCAAUCUGUACUGUACAUACAUCUGUAACAUCUGAACAUCCGUUCCGUACCUGGCAGAGAUAUCAGGAUGGGGAGGGGAGGGAAUGAUUAGAGGAAUACUGUCGUAACUGAGUAUGACAUUUCCUGCUUGUGUCUUCUAAGAUACGAUAAUAAUAAUGUGAUCUGGACUGUAUUCUGUAUUCUGUAUUCUGCUCUUCUGUAUUCUGUGUUCUGCUCUUCUCAUCGUCACUCAUUCCCACCCUUUUUCUCACCAUCGCCAACUUCAUCUUCUUCAACGUUGCUCAUUGCCGCUGGUAGACGCGUGUCCCCUUUUCGUUUCUUUCUUUCUUUCUUUCUGUCUUUUUUCUUUUUUCUAUAUGUUUUCCCCUUUUCUUUUUUUCCCUUCCCCUUCUUUUGACUGUCCUUCUUGAUCAGUUUCACUGUGUGACUUUCCAGUCACUUCCUUCUCCUUUUCCCAGCUUUCUUUUCUCUUUCUCUCCUUUCUCUCCUCAGUAGCAACAUUCCCCCAACGCAUCGUAACUCUCUGGGAAUUAGGGACCCUGCUAUACAGAGUAUACAGAGUAUACAGAGUAUACAGAGUAUACCCUUUCUACUCCUUCUGCUCCAAUGUGCGAAGACGCCGAUUACAGAUCGGGCUGCGCAUCGUGAAGACCCUCACCACGCACCUCUCAUAGAGGACAAAUAAAAGGGAAACAUAAGAGGACAGGCAGCGCCGUCUUUUUCACAAUCACACUCCAAUGCCUCCCGUCAGGCUAAAGGCGUUGACUCCCAUCAUCGCCAUCGUGGUCAUCACCCUCUUCUUCUGGGCUGUCGACCACUACGACCGCGCUGCCCUGACCCGCUUCACACACCCUCUCGACAGACUCUCUCCGCCGUCGUCGCAGCCGCCAAAGGACCACAAUGCCCGGCCCCCUCCCCAGGCAGACAUCCAAAAACCAAAGACUCCGGACCAGCUGUGUGCCUCCGGGAAUCACCCUCUGCACCGUUCUCCUCCACUCCCUCCCUUGUCCUUCCCUGAGUGGCUGAUGGGUAAGAACUACACCCGCACAUACCUACGCCCGCACCAUCUGCCGCCCGACACAAAGUUCAAGUCCAUGGAGACCAUCGGCCAGCAAGUUUUGCAGCCCUUCCGCCCCCUGGGUCGUGGAAUGAGAGCCCCCGUCAUGGAUCCCCACGACCCCUGGCCCUGUCCCAACAUCAUCGACGUGGAUGUCGCGGCCGACUACGACGUCGAGGAAACGAGCAAUAUCCUCUUUGGCCUGGCAACCACCGUCGACCGCCUGCACCGUCUCUUGCCUGCCCUGCUCUACUCCUAUGGCAGCACAAAGGCUAGCCUGCUUGUUCUCGUCCCCGGCGAUACGCAGAAGAUUGAGGAAAACGAGGCCUAUUUCAGAAAUGCGGGUUUGGAUAUCACCUUGAAGAAGUUCCCGUUGGCUUUCACCGCCCGAUACUUUGGCCUCGUAGAAGGCUUUCACCGAUUUCAUAAAAUCCCACCGCCCAAAUACCACCUGGGUCAGCUUUCGUCGACGACGACACUUACUUCCUCUCCCUAGCGACAGUCGCCAAACAGCUCUCCACCUUUGACACUUCGCAACGAGUAUACAUCGGCACCCUCUCGAAGCCAGCUGG
Molecule: messenger RNA, 1966 nt
Organism: Blastomyces dermatitidis ER-3
Lineage: Eukaryota; Fungi; Ascomycota; Eurotiomycetes; Onygenales; Ajellomycetaceae
Exons: 1
Coding region: 1075-1890 (271 amino acids)
Source: RefSeq, a predicted model, not a curated record